Messenger RNA from Rotaria sp. Silwood1, 345 nucleotides. The record is from the annotation of a GenBank genome assembly. Lineage: Eukaryota; Metazoa; Rotifera; Eurotatoria; Philodinida; Philodinidae.
AUGGAUUCUGGACCAUUUAUUGACAUUAUUCCAAUAAUAUUAAACUAUUUAGAUUUGAAAAGUCUUGUUCAUUUAGCUAAAACAUGUUAUUUUUGGAAAGAACGUAUCUAUACAGAUGUUAAAUUAUGGCCAAAGGUGAUUGAAUUACCUUAUAUUGGUUGUAUGAAUAAUGAUGUAGGUAUACAUAAUGUUCUUGAAGAUGUGAUUGAGGCGAAAUUAUGGUCAAUGGUUCAACCACCAAAAGAUUCAAAAGCUUUGGAAAAAGUUCUAGAAAAAAUGGCAUCAUCUGAACAGAGUAUACAACGAUUUAAAUUGACCAAAAAGUUAAUGAUAACAAUUAAAUAA